Messenger RNA from Scheffersomyces amazonensis, 1371 nucleotides. It is a transcript of the gene HRQ2, whose product is annotated as Hrq2p. Bases 105 to 1337 code for a protein of 410 amino acids. The record is from RefSeq and is a predicted model, not a curated record. The transcript has a single exon. NCBI's taxonomy places the organism in Eukaryota, Fungi, Ascomycota, Pichiomycetes, Serinales, Debaryomycetaceae.
UUAAGGUUAGCGGAUAUCCUGAUUAGAUCUGGCCAUUCAUAUAUAAAGACAUCUGAUUUCUGGGGAAAUUUUUCAAUUUAGAUCCAUAGUUAGUGGUGGAAUCAAUGAGUGAGCCAAGUGUAACAUAUAUCACACAAUAUCUUAGUGGAAUCAUAACUUCUGGCGAGUAUGUUCAAGUAUUAGCUAGUAUUUUAGUUGCAUUAGUUGUUAUCUAUAAGGUUCAACAAUGGAUAAAUGGUGAGUCAUCCGAGUCAUCUAAGUCAUCGACUAAAUCAACCGGUAAGAAAGUUGGUUUAUAUGAUGUGGAUCCUUCUAAGCCACUUGAAAUCAAGCCAGUAGAUUCUGAUUUUGUAUGGGAUAAACAACCAGCCUUGAAGUCUUACCCUUUUAAGAAUGCAGCCUAUAAAUUAACUAUGGCCAUAAAGACUUUGGAUCCUCAGGAUUGGUUAUUAAUUGAACCCACUUAUCUUCUGCGUCUUGAGGUUAAAUCUAAAAUCAUUCAUAAUAAGCAUGAAGAUUAUCCUGCUGAUAAGGAUUUACGAUCUAGUACAGUAUUUGUUACUGAUGAAGCUAUACCUGCUAUAAGGGAAACUUAUAAUACUAUUGUUAACUAUAUGGUAGUCAAAUAUCCCAUGUAUUUCCAAAAAGAUGGUGGUAUAAUUCAUAACUUAAUUACCAAAAAGGAUAUCCCAGCCACUCUGACAGGAAUUGAACCGGUGAAGUGUCUUGAAUAUUUAACUGAAACCAUAGAAGAAGAUAUAAUUAUUUUAUUGACAGAUCCUACUAAACAAAAUGAAGAGAAUGGAACAGAAUAUUUUUUCAAAGCGGGAGUAUUUGCAUUUGCAGCCGGAUUUGAUCCAAGAGAUCGGUUCAAUAGACCGCUCACGGCAGUACAUGAACGAAUUCCCGGAUAUGAAGAGAAAAUGAAAGUAUCAAUGAAUCGAUUCUUUCAAAGAAUAUCUCCGGGUCAAUUUGUUACUAGAAGUAACUUUUCUGUACAGACCCAUAAUAAAUUUUAUGUGGAUGAUGCUAACAAAGGUCAUAACUUACCCGAGGAUUAUGUUCAACAACCCAUCGACAUUAAAGAUUUGGAUUUUGAUACUCAAGUUCAUUAUAGAAGUGAGAGACAAGUAUUAACUCGAUUACCUGAGACAGGAGCUGUUCUUUUCACCAUUAGAACUUAUUUAACUCCCUUGAGUGAAUUUAAACAAGAUGGUAAAGAAGUAUGUGAACGAUUAAUCGGAGCCAUUAAUGGAUUCCCCGAUGACAUUAGACGAUACAAAGCAGCCGGAGAAUGGGGACCACCAGUUAUACAAUAUCUUGAGACGUCUGACUAGUUAGUUGUGUAUUUGUAAAUUAAUAAUACAUUAU